UGGUGGAAACAAAUACUUCGAAGUACUACUAACGUUAGUAGUAAACAUGUCGAUUCUUCGAGCGUACCUGAUCCUGGGCUUUGUGGUGGAAGUGCACACGUUCGUGCGGCUGUAUGUGUUGUCCACACCAAUUGCUGACCUCACUCCAACGCUGCCGGACCCCGCCUUGGACGGAGUCGCCGUCUUUCGUCGGCUCUAUGCAGUCUACUGCCUCACGCUUGGCAUCCUUCGACUCGCCGCCGCCGUGGACAUCACCAACUUGACGCUCUUGGCCACGUUGACCGUGGUCCAUGUGCUAGAAGCAGCGUUUUCCAUCACGGAGGUGCUUGUGUAUCAAGGUGUGGCCCCACAGUCGCUGUUGGACGAAGCGCAGUGGCAAACCAGUGGCUUUUUGGCCAUCCUUGUCGCCCAAGCGUUGUUGUUUGCCGUUGGAUACGUGACUAGUCCCCGUGUCGUCAAGUCCAAAUUGCAAUAGACUGGCUGGCUUCCAACACAGCAUUCAAGGCGAAUAUGUACACUCUUCAUAAGAAUUUGCAGCAUUGGAUUGUUUCAUUCAGUAGCAUGUUGUCGUCAGAAAAAGACCGGCCAAUGGUUUGAGGUAAUCUUGGCGACAGAUAUUUCUACCCGCGAUACCUACUCGUGCCUACUACAGUACAAUUGGUUGCCAAACGCGUAACGUUAUGCUCGUAUUACUACACCUUUUUUCUAUUGAGUUGGGA
Aphanomyces astaci is the source of this 719-nucleotide messenger RNA. RefSeq lists its product as hypothetical. Gene Ontology annotation, cellular component: membrane. The transcript has a single exon. The annotation marks the transcript as partial. The record is from RefSeq and is a predicted model, not a curated record. NCBI's taxonomy places the organism in Eukaryota, Oomycota, Saprolegniomycetes, Saprolegniales, Verrucalvaceae.